This is a messenger RNA of Eucalyptus grandis, 1804 nucleotides long. Its product is annotated as probable amino acid permease 7. Gene Ontology annotation, cellular component: plasma membrane. The record is from RefSeq and is a predicted model, not a curated record. Lineage: Eukaryota; Viridiplantae; Streptophyta; Magnoliopsida; Myrtales; Myrtaceae. The coding region runs from base 252 to 1649 and encodes 465 amino acids. The transcript has 7 exons.
UUUGGGCUAGUGAGCGAUGCUUCCACUUCUAGCGUAGCCAUCUGUUUUUCUGGUUGCGUGGAAAGGACGAUCAACAAUCUAGAACUGGGUAUAAAUUGCUUGUCGAUUUAUUCGCUGACACAGAAAAGAGGGACAGCUAUAAACCCAUGCUUUGAUUAUGCUUUGCUAAACAGGCUCUCAUUAAGAAACAAAAGGAGGAGGAAAUUUCGUAUUUCUUUGUCUUUUUUCUUUUUCUGGUGUUGGAAAGAGUGAUGGGCGAAGGAGACGAUCCACAGUCGCCACUUCUCGAGAGCGUCUCCUCGCACAGUGCAUCAGAAGAAGCGCCUCUCAAAAGGACUGGGACACAAUGGACUGCGGUGGCGCAUAUUAUAACCGGAGUAAUUGGGGCAGGAGUGCUUUCUCUGGCUUGGAGCACGGCUCAACUUGGUUGGGUUCUUGGUCCCAUUUGCAUAUUAAUCUUUGCAGCCAUUACUGUGGUUUCCACAUUUCUUCUGUGUGAUUGCUACAAGUACCCUGACCCAGAACACGGAACCAUCAGAAAUCGAUCUUACAUGCAAGCUGUGAAGCUUUAUUUAGGAGAGAAGCAGCAGUGGAUAUGUACAGUGUUUGCGACGGAAAGCUUAUACGGAUGUGGGAUCGCUUAUACAAUAACAGCUGCUGCCAGUGUAAGGGCAAUCCUGAAGUCCAACUGUUAUCACCGGGAAGGUCAUGAUGCUCCGUGCGUUUACGGAGAUAGUGUCUACAUGCUUCUAUUUGGUUUAGUUCAGAUAGUAAUGUCACAGAUUCCAGAUUUCCACAACAUGGCUUGGCUUUCAGUUGUUGCAGCAGUCAUGUCUUUCUCCUACUCCUCGAUCGGGCUUGGACUUGGCUUGGCAAAAGUAAUAGAAAAUGGAACAAUCAAGGGAACGAUCACAGGAGUCUCAGCUUCGAGCAUUCUUGACAAGUUAUUGUUAGCCUUUGAAGCACUCGGAGACAUUGCCUUUGCGUACCCUUAUUCUAUUAUUGUCUUCGAGAUACAGGACACCUUGAAGUCCCCUCCCCCAGAAAAUCAGACGAUGAAGAAGGCCUCGAUGUAUGCGAUCGUCAUAACCACCGCCUUUUACUUAUGCUGCGGAUGCUUUGGAUAUGCAGCAUUCGGCGACAGCACCCCAGGCAAUCUAUUAACUGGAUUCGGGUUCUACGAGCCAUACUGGCUCGUUGACCUUGCCAAUGCUUGCAUUGUGCUUCAUCUGGUUGGAGGAUAUCAGAUCUUCAGCCAGCCUGUCUUCGCGAUGGGGGAGAGAUGGUUCGCGUACAAAUUCCCCAACAGCGGGUUCGUGAACAAUUACUACUCGUGCAAGCUCCCCCUACUGCCAGAGCUCCAGCUGAACCUCUUCAGGCUGGUCUUCAGGACGUUGUACGUGGUGUCUACGACCGCGCUCGCGGUGCUCUUCCCUUACUUCAACUCGGUCCUGGGGGUGCUGGGGGCGCUCAACUUCUGGCCCCUGGGGAUAUACUUGCCCGUGGAGAUGUACUUCAAGCAGAAGAAGAUCAGGAAAUGGUCGAGGGAGUGGAUUUUCUACAGGUCGUUCAGCAUGUUUUGUCUGUUGAUCACCAUAGUGGGAUUCAUCGGGUCGGUUGGAGAGCUCGUGAUUGACGAGCUCAGCUGAGAACCUACUACUCCAGCCUCAUUUCUUUCUAUUUUAUCCUCCCCCCCCCUUUUUUUAAUUCUUUUUUGGAGAUGGAAGGAGACUUUUUGCAAGUUGCUGAUACUAUAUUGAUAUAUAAACAGAAAGAAAUCUUCUCUGUCGUAGUUUCCGAGGUA